AGUACGAUCAUGUACGGAAUUUGCAGUUUUUGUACACUGCCCGAGACCAUCGACACUGUCCUGGCACACCAUUUUCAGCUAAAUGAAACGAAAACCCUAACUCCACAACCAAGUGAGUGAAGAAAUGGACCAAGGAAAGAAGAAGAGGAAGAUGGAGAGGAAGAAAAAUCCAAUCACCUGCAGGACACCCUUCAAAGACCUUUCUGAAGCAAUCGAUUUACCCCAUUUGAUACUUCAGAUUUAUGCUGGUAUGGAAGGAAACACUAUUUUCCUCAUUGCUAGGCAUCCCAUUCCAGAGUUCAACCUAAGGCAUCCCAGAGAAAGGCAUAGAAGAUCCAGCUUCCUAAGGGACUUUGCACCACCACUAUUUUUGUUUGGCGUCUUUAUUUGGCUAGCCUAUAAUUUUUCCCUUCAUCAGCAACUUAUGGAUCGACAAAGGGGAACAUCUGAGAUUCUUUUUCUCCUUUUAACCUCCGUAAUGGCCUUGUUACUUGACUUAAACAUGCUCUUUCUUCAUAGAAAUCCACAAGUGGAAUGGAGGAGAGUGGGGCUUCAGGGAAUCUUGUUGAUUAUUGAGAUUAUUGUUGCUGUGAAGUGUGGGAGCCUGGAGGAUAUUAGAAGAACUAGUUAUGCCGCCAAUUGCCACCCCAAUUCCUAAGUGAUUGGUGUAUCUGCUCAGCCGGUUCUGUUCUCGUCACCUUCUCUAAUCCAAAAGUAUCCAGAAUGCCAGAAACUGUAUUUGAGCUCCAUCUAUGAUGGUUUUUUUUUUCUUCUUUCCGUUAUCUGUUACAUGGAACGUCUAAUUUGCGCAUGACUUGUUACCAACUUAGCUGCUUGUACAAAAUGGGAUGUUAAUCUUUGUCAUGUGCUGGAUCCUUUAAUUACUGGUUGUAUUCAAGUAAAGGCAAGAACCUAGAAGAUGUACUAGGCUCAUGCCAGCAUAUCCUUUUAUC
Molecule: messenger RNA, 953 nt
Organism: Tripterygium wilfordii
Lineage: Eukaryota; Viridiplantae; Streptophyta; Magnoliopsida; Celastrales; Celastraceae
Exons: 5
Coding region: 125-658 (177 amino acids)
Source: RefSeq, a predicted model, not a curated record